AUGUUUAGCGCAGUGGGUAACUGGAUCCGAGGAUCCCAUAAGGAUAAGGACUUCGUGACGAAGUAUACAGCAGAUCUCUCGCAAAUAACCYCACGAAUCCAUCAACUAGAUGCUGCACUGAAAAAAAGCCAAACGAUCUUGGGUCAAUGGCAAUCCAAUCUAACCUUCUACGGAGCCGCUUUCACGGUAUUGGCUUUGAGCUACACUUAUUGGGAGUACCAUGGCUACUGGCCGUACCUCGUAGUGACUUUGUUUCUAUGCCUAGGUUCACUGAUCCUGGUGAAAUGGAUGCUAACCAAACUCUAUGCAUUAUACAACAACAACAGAUUGCGCAAGUUGAGUAAACUACGUGCCGUCCAUCAAAAGAAGCUGGAAAAGUUGAAAGAAGAGACCCAUUACAACGCCACGAGCUCGAUUAUUCAACGAUUUUCAUCGGGAGACGACCAAAAUGACGAUGCCAUGGUUCUCCUAGAUGACGAGUUGAACGCUAAAUACCAAGAACUAAAUAACCUGAAAACAGAAUUGGAAAAAUUCAAGAAGCAAAGCCAUGUGGAGGGCUUGAAAAAGGAGGACAGUGACGCCUGGUUUGACAAAAUCAUCGGCCUGAUAGCAGGUGGUAACGAAUUGAGCUCAACAAAUUCACUAUCUCCCUUCAAAAAAAUCGUAUGCCCCGAAUGCCAUUGGAAAUCUAGCUGCUACAGAUUAGCUGACAGACCAAUUCUCUUUGUAUGCCCUCAAUGCAACCACAGAGCAGACGAGGAAAAGGAAAGACACGCUAUCAUCGAAGCCAAGCAGGCCAAGCAAGAUGCACAGCCUGCACUCCCCGAGAAGGACAAAGAAAGUGAUUUGCAUUAG
Molecule: messenger RNA, 855 nt
Organism: Saccharomyces eubayanus
Lineage: Eukaryota; Fungi; Ascomycota; Saccharomycetes; Saccharomycetales; Saccharomycetaceae
Gene: LNP1
Product: Lnp1p
Exons: 1
Coding region: 1-855 (284 amino acids)
Biological process (GO): endoplasmic reticulum tubular network organization
Cellular component (GO): endoplasmic reticulum tubular network
Source: RefSeq, a predicted model, not a curated record